CUGCCCUCCCCGCCGCCGCGGACCCCCUCCCAUGGCAAAGCUCCCGCGUCUACGCUGUCCGUUUGCCGUGCUCGCGCUCGUGUGCAUCCUCCCGCUCUUUGCGCCGCGGCCCGCCCUGUCCUCCCGCGCCGCGCCGAAGGACGGUGUCUCCUUCGCCGGCGCAGGCAACACGAUACAUCAACUCCUUAAAGAUCACGGCCUUCCCGGAGGACUGCUCCCGCGCGGCGUGGAGUCGUACACCCUGGACGAAUCAAGCGGUCUGCUGCAGGCGCGGCUGUCGGCGCCGUGCUACGCCAAGUACGACAACGGCGACCUGGCCUACUUCGACAACGUGGUCCGCGGCAACCUGAGCAAGGGUGCGCUCCGCGGCGUGGAGGGCCUCUCCCAGGAGGAGCUCUUCGUCUGGCUCCCCGUCAAGGGCAUACUCGUCCAGGACCAGGAGCCCGGGGUCAUCCUGUUCGACAUCGGCUUCGCCCACAAGAGCCUCUCGAGGUCGCUCUUCGAGGACCCGCCGGACUGCAAGCCGUCGGCCGCCAGCGGGAUGAGCGCCGCCGCCGCCGUCGCCGCCGCCAGGUGGAAGGGUAGGCAAGGUGUUAUUACUGGUCUGAGGUUGAGGCGAGAGGUAGCAGCAGACAGCGACGAGCAUCAGGAGCAGAGGUGAGGGAGGGAGACAAUGCAACACCCCGAGACGACGCCGAAUUCCGGUUUCCCGCUUUGUAAAAUCCUGUGGUGAGUGAGAGAGAGAGAGAGAGUGCUGCCGCAACAAAAAAAAACAACAACUGCAACUUCCUGCAGAGGUUGGAAUGUGCUACGUAUCUACUAAGAUAUGGGUACCUUUUUGCGGUUCUUUUUUUUUUUAUUUCUUCUCCCCCUUUUUUUUGGCCUGAGCUCCUCUCCUGUUCAUGCACCUGUGUGAUAUUAAGUUUGUCAGUCAAUUGUUAGUAUAAGCAAGCACGCAGAAAAAAAAGAAAAGGAAAAAAAGGAAAAGGGUUAAGCUGAGAAGCCAAUCGUCGGGGCUGUGGUCUGGCUGGCCGCCUAUGAUAGAUUCUUGUUCUCCUCCUCAGGGAGGAAAUUCUUCUGGUGAGAUGAGAGUAGGUUGUUGUUGGUGCAUGCUCCAGCUCAGCUGAGGAGUGAGCUGGGCACAGCACAUCCUUCAUUCAUGUGGAGCUUUGUGUUGGCUGGUGGUUGGUUCACUUCUCCUUGUGGAUUGAUGAGUGUAUAUGUAUAUAAUAAAACCAUACAAUAUACUUAUAUAUGCUACUGCGAUUAUUCUUCCUGCU
This is a messenger RNA of Zea mays, 1280 nucleotides long. RefSeq lists its product as uncharacterized. NCBI's taxonomy places the organism in Eukaryota, Viridiplantae, Streptophyta, Magnoliopsida, Poales, Poaceae. The record is from RefSeq and is marked provisional.